AUGGUUGGAUAUCCUAAUGUUGGUAAGAGUUCAGUUAUAAAUGCCAUUUGUAAUAAGAAACUAGUUGGAGUUGCAGCAAGACCAGGAAAAACAAAGCAUUUUUAGACAAUACCAUUAGAAAAAUAUCUCUUACUAUGUGACUGUCCAGGUUUAAUAUUCCCCAAUGCUUCAUCUUCCAGAGCUGAAAUGGUAUGCAAUGGAGUUUUGCCUAUUGACAAUAUUAAAGAUUACUUGAGCCCAAUGGAUUUACUAGCUGAAAGGAUCCCUAAAAUUGUUUUUGAAAAGCUUUAUGGAAUCAAUUUGCAAGAAUUCAAAAUUAUUGAUGCCUCUACUGUGCUUUCGACUUACAGUUAAAAAAGAGGCUUCAUGACAGGCAGAGGCUUGCCAGAUGAAGCCAAAGCAUCUAAAUUAAUGUUAAAGGAUUUUGUUAAUGGUAAAAUACUUUAUGUGAAAUUGCCACCAACCUACUAAGGUGAAGCAAUAUGGUAAUCCAAUCCUUUAGAAGAUUUAGAGAACCUAAUACAUUAACAAUAAUAAAAUCAACAUCAGAUAAAUGAUGAUGCCAAUAUUGAUAAUUAAUUUGAAAAUCAGUUGAUUUAGGAAAAGAAAAUCACGAAUGAAGAGAUUCUUGAAAUAUUCACUUAAGAAAACUUGGCUUAAUUGAUGGAAGGCAAGAAGGUUCAUGGGAUUAAAUUAACAAAGGAACAAAGAAGAGAAAUAAAACACAAUUUCUAAAGAGGUGAUCCUAUCGACAUCAAAAAAUAUCUUAAUUUAUAACAAAACUAAAAGGAAACUCUAUAUAAAACAUAUAUUCAAGGUAAAAGAGGGUAGAUAUGA
This is a messenger RNA of Paramecium tetraurelia, 837 nucleotides long. RefSeq lists its product as uncharacterized. Gene Ontology annotation, molecular function: GTP binding; GTPase activity. Lineage: Eukaryota; Ciliophora; Oligohymenophorea; Peniculida; Parameciidae. The record is from RefSeq and is a predicted model, not a curated record. The transcript has 3 exons. Gene Ontology annotation, cellular component: cytosol.